UUUAAACUAAAAUUUGCAUCAAAAGAAAAUGUUUUUCUGACUGGGCUAAGGGUUUCCUCCCUUUUGUAACAAAAAAAUAUAGGGUUUCCUCCCUACGCAGCUGCCACCACUACCACCGCCGCUUCACCACCCCCACCACCACCACCACCGUUUCUCCACCUAGUCUUCAUCCACCUGUAUCGGAGCGCCUCCUUCAAGAACGGGUUUCAAUUAUAUUCAAUAGGGGCAGAUUUCAUGAAAGCACAGCUCCAAUGAGUGAUCCUCCAGCUAAAUCGCGUGCUCUGCCGGACGCCGAGUUGCCGGUAAGCCUCCCUGAUGAACUUAUUACUGAAGUUCUUUCCUUUGCCGAUGCGAAAACUCUUAUGCAAAUGAAAUGCGUAUCCAAGUUUUGGAAUUCUAUUGUUGCUGAUCCUAAAUUUGUGAAGCUUCACUUUAAGCGAUCUGCGCAGAACCCUCACCUGGCUCUGUUUUUGAGUAAAUCCCACCUUGAUGGGGAUAACAGUGUUGUACCAUUCUCUGUAAGUCGGUUGGUCGAGAACCCAUUGAUCACCCUUCCAAAUAACCCUUGUUAUGGAUUAAGGGACAAGGAGUGCCGCUUUGUUAUUGGUUCUUGCAAUGGAUGGCUUUGUUUGCUUGGUUAUUCUUGCCUCUCUGAAUACAGGCAGAUUUGGUUCCGUUUCUGGAACCCUGCCACAGGUAAAAUAUCCCAAAAAUUAGGGUACUUUUGGGAUCAUAUGUUGGGCCUGUAUACUCAUUUUAAGUUUGCGUUUGGUUAUGAUAAUUCAUCGGAGACAUAUAAGAUUGUGUUGUCGAUUUUGGAUGAAGCUGCAAAUAGAACUAAUGUGCGAGUUUUAACUGUGGGUGAUAAUGUUUGGAGAUCUAUUCAAAGUUUUCCUGCUGUUUCUCUUCCUUUCCGCUAUACUAAUCCUGGUGUGAAUGAUGGCGUGUAUUUGAAUGGUAGUCUUAAUUGGUUAGCUCUUCGCCAUAGCUUUCUAUCUGAUGGUGCUCAUGGUUGGAAGAGCAUUAAUGUUAGACAGUUUGUGAUUAUUUCACUUGAUCUGGGGACGGAGACCUACAGACAGUUGGUACCACCUUUUGGUUUUGAUGCAUUGUCACCUGUAGAGCCAUCUAUAUGUAUAUUGAUGGGCUGUCUUUGCUUUUCUCAUGAUGAUAGGAGAACCGAUUUUGUUAUAUGGAAGAUGGAAGAAUUUGGAGUUGAAGAUUCUUGGGCUCAACUUCUUAGAAUUAGUUACCAGGAUCUUCAGAGUAUGCAUCAUGACGUUGUUGACUUGCAAUAUUCUCAAUGGUUGCCGUUGCACCUUUCUGAUCAUGCCAAUACACUGAUAUUGGCUAACAAACAAGAAAGCCAGGCAAUUCUAUAUAAUGUAAGAGACAAUACAGCAGUGCGAACUAGAAUUACCGAUGAAAUACAAUGGUUCUCCGCUAAGGUCCACAUAGAAAGCUUGUUUUCUGACAUUUUGGAACUUCAGGCACUUCAACCCUAACUAAUGGUACAUUCUGGGAUGGUGGGAGAAAGGGAAGUAAGGAGCUUAUUGGAGCUACAGUCACAUCAGUUACAGUACUCAUUUUGUACAAGACAUUUAUGGCCCUCUUGAUGUCUUUCGUUUAGGUUUCUUCGAAAACAUUUGAAGCAACUCUCUGCUUAAUAGUUGUUCUGUUUACAACCGUACUCCUGUUUGUUUAGAAGCAGGCAUCUAUCAAGCUCUUUCAAGAUUACGUUUGAUUAUAAUAAUUUAUCAGACACUUGGAACGUGGUGGUCCGUGGCGUUAAAGCUCAAGGAGAACCGGAGUGAGAGCUUUCGGUUUCGGUGACAUUGCUUUGAUAAUAUUAUUAGUUUUCUCUUGGUCUCUUCAGUUGCACUAUAUUUAUCCCCGGGUGGCUGGUGGUGUGUAUUUGAUCGACGCUCUUAACUGGUUGGCCAUUUACAAUAAUUUCAGAAACGUUUGCAAGUUUAUGGACAUGCUUUGAACAUCAAUUAUCCAUAAAAUUCUGACAUAGAAACCUAGGUAAAAGUGAAGGAACGGUGCAAAAGCACCAAUAAUGAUGCUCUUAGAAAGUCUUUAAAUAGCCCUCCAUUGGUAGAGGGGAAAGAUAUCUUUGAAUAAUUAAAUUGUGUCUAGAGAAUUAUUUAGUGUGAAAGGAGUGUAAGUGCUCUUUUGGAGUUGCUUUGUGUGCAAGGUUAUCUUCAUUGUAAACUUGUUGUAUCUUCUCUUUGAAUCUCACUACAUGAAUAAGAAGUUCUUCAGCUCUUUGCUAUCUUUAUCUCUAUUCAUUUGAGUUUGUUUUACCCAUUCCUCUAAUCUUGAAUAUUAGAAUUCUCAGGUUCCUAUCAGGAACACCGGAAGUUGCUUGCCCUUUGAUACUUUGCAGAUAGCGGAAUUUGGAGUUGAGAAGUCUUAGACUCAAGGGUUGUCAAUGCACUUUUCUGAGAAUGGAGAUACAUUGAUAUUGUGAAACAAUUUAGAAGACCAAUCAAGUCUCUAUGAUUGGAAAGUAAAUAGAGUAGUGAGAACUAUACACUAAAAUAUGUUGGCUCUUUUCCAAGUAUUAUGUUCAAACCUUGGUUUCUUCUUUCUGAAAAACGUAGAUGCUCAUUUAAGGUUGAUGUAAAGAUUGACGACAUCUGUAAUCGUCAAACAGUUUUGUUGGAGCUUCUCCCUGGAAAGUUGCCUUAUGUUCAGAGGUUCUGAAGUUGUCUUUUUCUUCUGUGAUGUUGGUGUUCUAUUGCUGUUCCCAUUCUUCGUCACAGGCCAGCUGCAUCAAAUGAGUUCAGUUCAACAAAACCAAUGGACAUGUUGUGUGGGAACUAAUGUUCAUGAACAAAAUAAGAUAAGUUUAAUGGGAAAAGACAGGCUUUUAAGCAAUAGAUGUGUAAAUAGCCAAAUAUUGUGGACCUGAUACUUGAAACUGGUUUGAGUAAAGAGGAGAAACCAAUAAAACUAACAAGGCAUCACCAAAGAUUGUUACAUAUAAUUCGUCGAAUAAAUAAAGUGAUCCUAUCCUAUUUACUGUUUAGAAAUUGAAAAUCUACGUGUCUUUUAAGCAUUAAAGUGUCUUUGCAAUUUGAUAUAUAUUCAACUCAUUAUAUUGAGCUUAGCACUCCAAUUAAAUUGUUCAUUUUUUUAAA
This is a messenger RNA of Vicia villosa (hairy vetch), 3149 nucleotides long. Its product is annotated as F-box/kelch-repeat protein At3g23880-like. Gene Ontology annotation, molecular function: protein binding. Bases 252 to 1505 code for a protein of 417 amino acids. The transcript is spliced from 7 exons. Lineage: Eukaryota; Viridiplantae; Streptophyta; Magnoliopsida; Fabales; Fabaceae. The record is from RefSeq and is a predicted model, not a curated record.